Molecule: messenger RNA, 1278 nt
Organism: Lachancea fermentati
Lineage: Eukaryota; Fungi; Ascomycota; Saccharomycetes; Saccharomycetales; Saccharomycetaceae
Source: the annotation of a GenBank genome assembly
AUGCAAUACAAAACCGGACUGACGUCGGCCGCUCUCUUGGCAGCCACUGCCUACGCAGCUUCUAACUCUACCUCUUCCGCGAGCGUGCCUUCCUCAUGUUCCAUUUCUUCCGGUGCCACCGCCACCGCACAAUCGGAUUUGGACAAAUUGUCCAGCUGUUCCACCGUGUCUGGUGAUCUAACCAUCGGUGGAAGCAUCUCUUCCGCUGCUUUGGCCAACGUCAAGAAGCUACAAGGUUCCCUAACCGUGACCAACUCGUCCACUUUGCAAAGCUUCGCUGCCGACUCCCUAGAAACCAUCACCGGCUCCUUGGAACUUUCCUUGUUGUACGUGUUGGAGACCGCGUCUUUCGGCGCCCUAGAGGAAGUGGACUCGAUCACCUUUUUGACCCUACCAGCCAUCUCCACCGUCACCAGUAACCUAAAGACCGUCAACUCGUUGACCAUCUCCGACACCAACUUGGAGUCCAUCGACGGUUUCAACAACUUGGAGAGCGUCGAGCAAUUCGACGUCAACAACAACAAGGGUUUGGCCACCAUCGACUCCCAGUUGAAGUCCGUCUCCGACUCUCUAUCCGUCUCCUUCAACGGUGACUCCGCCAACGUCUCCUUCGACAGCUUGGAAUGGGCUAACAACAUCACUUUGAACGACGUCCAAUCCGUUUCCUUCGCUUCUUUGGAAAAGGUCAACGCCUCUUUAGGUUUUGUCAACAACUCUAUUGAGUCCCUAAACUUGUCCCAAUUGGCCAGCGUGGGUGGUACUCUAGCCAUUGUCUCCAACGAAGACUUGACCUCUGUCGAUUUCUCCAACUUGACCACUGUCAGCGGUGGUUUCAUCGUUGCCAACAACACCAAGUUGGCCAAGAUCGAUGGUUUCAGCAGCCUAGAAUCCGUUGGUGGUGCUCUAGACGUUAUUGGUAACUUCUCCGAGCUAGACUUGGGCUCCCUAAAGUCUGUCAAGGGUGGUGCUGAUGUCGAGACCUCUUCUUCCAACUACUCUUGUGAUGCCCUAAAGAAGCUACAAUCCAAGGGUAGCAUUCAAGGUGACGCUUUUGUCUGUAAGAACGGUGCCACCUCCACUUCUAUCCAGUUGAGUUCCACCUCCGGUUCCGACUCUUCAUCUGGCUCUGCUACCGCUUCUGGCUCUUCUUCUGGAUCUGCUACUGCCAGUGCGUCUUCCGCUUCUGCCUCCUCUAAGUCUAAGGCUGCUGGUGCUCAAUUUGCUCCUGCCUCCUCUUUCAUGGGUGCUGUUGCUGCUGUUGCUGUUGCAUUGUUGUAA